Messenger RNA from Ctenocephalides felis (cat flea), 545 nucleotides. RefSeq names its product enhancer of split malpha protein-like. Lineage: Eukaryota; Metazoa; Arthropoda; Insecta; Siphonaptera; Pulicidae. The coding region runs from base 75 to 545 and encodes 156 amino acids. The record is from RefSeq and is a predicted model, not a curated record. Gene Ontology annotation, biological process: sensory organ development; Notch signaling pathway. The transcript has a single exon.
CAUUCAGAGUUCUUACUCAACUAACUAACAAUAUUAUCAAUUAUCCAGUGAUAUUAAUUAUAACAAGUGUCAACAUGUCUGCAUUUUACGAAGAAUACGCAAGCAUCGUCGACAACGGUUACAACAACCGUAAAGUCGCUUCAAGAAAAGCGGCUUUCCGUAUUAAGAGUGCUUUGAAGCCUUUGCUCAGUAUGCUGAAACGUCGUCGUAGUGCCAAGAAUUGUGCUGUGCCAGUGCCACCUCCAUGCGAAAGCCUGGACAAUUCAGCUAAUGAACUCUUGGAACAAAGAUUAUUUGCUGAAAUUGAUUCAUGCAGACCUGGUGCUGCAAUCUGGACUCAAAACAAUGAAGAUUCCACUUGGGAAGCAAUGUCAAUUUACCCCGGUGCCCGUUAUGUGCCAGUACGUUUCGCAAGAACUGAAGCCGGUACCUUCUUCUGGACUACCAUCGCACCAGAACAAGCCGACCAGGACCUGCUCAGACCAUCACACUGUUACACCGAAUGUCAAGCUCCCUGCAUGCAAGACCGAUGGGUUCAAGCUUAA